This is a messenger RNA of Mesorhabditis belari, 1074 nucleotides long. The record is from the annotation of a GenBank genome assembly. NCBI's taxonomy places the organism in Eukaryota, Metazoa, Nematoda, Chromadorea, Rhabditida, Rhabditidae.
AUGUGGGGCGCGGUCAUCAACAGUAGCCCUCUCAAAGAGACACCAACCGUUCUUCACGCUCUCCGCCUGCCCAUUCCCCAUCAUCGCAGAAUAUUUCUAUUGGUACUCUUCAACUUUUUUUUUGUGCCGGCUCAGAGAGGCAGUCGGAUACCCCAUUCUCCCAUGUGGGGCGCGGUCAUCAACGGUCGUGCUCUAAAAGAGACACCAACCGUUCUUCACGCUCUCCGCCUGCCGCUUCCCAAUCAUCGCAGAAAUGAUCCCGUGAAGUAUGAUUUCGACGAUAAUGGGAAAGGGCGAGGUAUCUAUCGGGGCCGGGAGCUAGAAAGCGAUCGAUUACGCCCGCGCACAGAGAACGCACCGAGGACUGAUGGGGCAAGAGAGAAAUGCCGCAUUUGUGGGAAGAGUCCUGCGUCAAAAAACUAUGGAUCGAUUGCUUGUGCUAGUUGCAAAGUUUUCUUCAUUCGAGUCACGACUUCGGGAGCUUUAACGCAAAAAUGUGCUUUUAAUGGGCAAUGUUUGCUUGAUUAUGCAAUAAUUGGAAAAAAGAAGUGUAUGUCGUGUCGUUUUGCGAAAUGUUUGGCGGUGGGAAUGGAGCCAGAAAGUACGGCUCGGCGAAAAGAAUUGACAUGUUUCGAGCGCUCAAAGGAAACCUAUCAGUAUCACAUCCAUUGUGGAGUGAAUAUCGUGAUUCCUUGUAUGAAAAAGACUCAAAUGGAAGAUGAGGAGUUCACUCUCAUCAGAAAUAUCGUCAUUUUUAGCUCUUCUCUCGGCUUUAAAGAGAAAAGCUCGGAAAUCAUUCGAAAGGCAUACAAAAAGUAUUCGAAUAUGUUGCUUGUGCAUCUAAAAUCAAAAUAUCAUGACGAAAAGAUUGUGAUCUCAAAGUUCAACGAUCUAAUGACCAUUCCUGGAUGCAUGCAGAAUUUGGGGAUCAUCAACUCUGUGAUAAUCCUUCCUUCGUACUUUUCGGUGAUCUACUCUUGGAUUCUACUUUUGAUGACUCCAGUCUAUCUGAAUGCAAUCAAAGCCACGUUUGGAAAGAAAGUGGAUGAAGGAAAAGUAUCAGAGACAGAUCAU